CGAUCAUGACGGCUUCUGCUCGACCCACAAACCGUUGGUUGCGAAAAGUACUCUGCUCUGCCAGGGAACUAUUCUCAAUACUAACAGACCAUGCACGAACCCUGCCAAGCCCAGAUAUGCCUAUUGCUGCUCAGCUCACGACCCAUUCAUGAACUACUACUCGCCGAACAUGUUUGGAGAUUCAAAUGUACGAAGUAGCAUGGAAGGCGAAGUGGUCAAGUACUACAGAGGUCGAGAUUUGUACCAUGGCGACCGACUCGACUUGGCUACCCGCGGGUUCGUCGAAAUGGACCACAUCCUCGAAAAGCAAUGCUUCUCAUACACCUUCCACUUCAUACCUUCCCGGGGCUAUGGAGAGGGUGUCGACUACCUGGCGGAACUUGUGAAGGAAGAGGUAGCCAAUGAGCUGGAUAAUUUGUGUUUCACGAGAGCCGCGACCAACCGAAUCAAAGGUGCGGCAGUGUGGAAGUUCCUUGAUGACAGUCUGACCGGCCAUGUGGGUUACCAAGGGAACGCUACAUUCAAUGACUACUUGCUGGCAGAGAAUCGAGAUAAUAUGCGGCUCGGAAGGGCGACGACUCGUAAGAUAUCUGGAGAAAUGGGAACAGCGCUCAAGUUUUGCCAGAGAAAAUCGGCCGCUGAAGGCGAGACACCGAUUAUUGAGGCUUUGAGUGACCAGCUGCAAAGAUUGUACGUGAAAAUGCAGCUUCACACGUCUCGAAGUGCCACUUCAGCUGCACGAACAAAGUCUCGCCCAUCCAACGCUAAGACUGUCGGUGCGAACGGCGCGACAUCACAUAUUGUUGCGUCUUCGAAGUCUUCAUCAAGCAAGAUAACUGACGACGCGAACGCGAACAACAAGUCGGAUAGUUCCGAGACUGAGAGUCCUACCGUGGCGAACACAGCACAUAGCGAAGUCGAUCCGAAGGUUGCAGUCUCUACUUCAAUUGAGACGGACGAGAAAAUAAAGGUUUUGAACGCUUCCGCCAAGCCAUUUGUCCCAAAUGCAGCCCAAGGCAGCGGUUCACUUCGUGACAAAUCGAACUUAUCGCGUGAAAACGCCGACAACACAUCCCGACUAACACCGACAUCGGUGAAACCAAAAGCAGCGUAACCGCGCACAUACACACCGUUAGCGCUUGAGCAAUGUGGUGGCGCAAACGAAUACAUUUCGCUCACACUGAGUUUUCAUGAAAAACUUUAUUACAAGCGGUCACUGAGAAUGUCCACUUUUAUUUUUGUUGAAAAUGUCAAUGAGAACUCAUCCAAACGAAAUGCGCGUUCUCGUCUUCGUACCAAAAAAAGUUUUAAAAACAUGUUCGUGAAGUGUUCGAUCAUUGACUGAACGAGGUCUGUAAGCAAGGAAGAAAAAGGUAGCUAGAAAGACUCGGGGUUGCGUAGCUAGCUACAUCCACAUAUU
This is a messenger RNA of Phytophthora nicotianae INRA-310, 1420 nucleotides long. RefSeq lists its product as hypothetical. NCBI's taxonomy places the organism in Eukaryota, Oomycota, Peronosporomycetes, Peronosporales, Peronosporaceae. The transcript has a single exon. Bases 149 to 1114 code for a protein of 321 amino acids. The record is from RefSeq and is a predicted model, not a curated record.